This is a messenger RNA of Vanderwaltozyma polyspora DSM 70294, 420 nucleotides long. It is a transcript of the gene SRP14, whose product is annotated as RNA-binding signal recognition particle subunit SRP14. Gene Ontology annotation, biological process: SRP-dependent cotranslational protein targeting to membrane. Gene Ontology annotation, molecular function: 7S RNA binding; endoplasmic reticulum signal sequence receptor activity. The record is from RefSeq and is a predicted model, not a curated record. The transcript has a single exon. Bases 1 to 420 code for a protein of 139 amino acids. Lineage: Eukaryota; Fungi; Ascomycota; Saccharomycetes; Saccharomycetales; Saccharomycetaceae. Gene Ontology annotation, cellular component: signal recognition particle, endoplasmic reticulum targeting.
AUGUCAAAUGCUGGUGUUUUGAGUACGCAAGAGUUUUUGGUAAAGCUAGGUGAAUUCUUUAAGAUUGCCAAUGAAAAGCAUAUAUCAGUUCGUAUGAACGUAAAGAGGUUGGUUAGUUAUGAUCCCGUAGAACCAGCCACCGAGCAUGAUUCUUUGAAUAAGCCACAUUAUGAUGUCUCUAAAAAGGCCCAAACUGUUACAAUUGAUAAUGAAGAAAUUUCUGAUAAAAGCUACUCUAUCUUGAUUAGAGCAAGUUAUGGUUCCCAUAAGGAUAAAGUCAAAUGUUCCACUGUCGUAUCUCCUGAUGACUUGGACAAAUUUUGGCAAGAAUAUUCAUCUGUGGUGAGAAGUAACAUGAAUGGGUUGAUUAAAAAGAAGAAGAAGAAGGCCUCAAAGGGGAAGAAAGUUACCAAAAAUUGA